Molecule: messenger RNA, 573 nt
Organism: Geodia barretti
Lineage: Eukaryota; Metazoa; Porifera; Demospongiae; Tetractinellida; Geodiidae
Source: the annotation of a GenBank genome assembly
AUGAAGAUGUUGUCAGUCCUCGUCUUCUGUGUGCUACUGGCAGUGGUGAGGUGUGAGGUGCAGUACCAGCACCCAGAGGAGUGGGAUCUGUGGAAGACGGAGCAUGGGAAGAGCUACGAGUCCCAGAGAGAGGAGCUGGAGAGACAUAUCGUGUGGCUCUCCAACAGAGAAUACAUCAACGCACACAACAAGAACUCCCACAUCUUUGGCUACACUCUCGCCAUGAACCAUCUCGGAGACAUCACUGAGGUGGAGUAUGAGAAGAGGUACAUGACAUACAGGAGGAACACCGGACAGGGCAACUACACCAAGCUCCACAACCCAGCAGACUUCUCUCUGGAUCUCCCCGAGUCUGUGGACUGGAGAACCAACAAUGCUAUCACCAACAUCAAGGACCAGGUCAGAACUCAUCCAAAUAGAAAGUUGACACUAUUUCUGGCAGCCACAGUACUAGGGCAAUUGACUACACAUCUAAAGGAAUGGGCAGAACACAACGUGCACUUUCCUAAUAGGAAGAAACUGGUUGAAUAAGGCUGAAAUUUUACAGAGAAAAGCAUCGGCAAGAACGGAUGA